AUGAAAGAAUCAAAUGAUUUAUCUAUUAAAUCAAAACAACGUUCAUUAAAACUUCAAUUAGGUGAUGGUUCAAUUCAAGAAAUUGAAUAUGAAACACCGAUUGAUCGUUAUGAUUUAUUACGUAUAAUAUAUCAUGAUCUUAAAUAUGAUGGAAUUUAUGAUUGGGAUAUAUUUUAUCAAUCAACAUUAUUUACUCGAACCGAUAAUGGUAUUACAAUAUUAUCCCCAAUAAGUUAUACUUCAGAUGAUAUUGUAUAUAUCCUAAUUUUACCUAACAAUAAAAAAAGUCCAUUAACAAGAUUCAAACAAUGGUUAUGGCCUACUUAA
Molecule: messenger RNA, 327 nt
Organism: Rotaria sp. Silwood2
Lineage: Eukaryota; Metazoa; Rotifera; Eurotatoria; Philodinida; Philodinidae
Source: the annotation of a GenBank genome assembly